Diachasma alloeum is the source of this 935-nucleotide messenger RNA. RefSeq names its product mediator of RNA polymerase II transcription subunit 31-A (gene MED31). Gene Ontology annotation, biological process: regulation of transcription by RNA polymerase II. Bases 264 to 737 code for a protein of 157 amino acids. The record is from RefSeq and is a predicted model, not a curated record. Gene Ontology annotation, molecular function: transcription coregulator activity. Lineage: Eukaryota; Metazoa; Arthropoda; Insecta; Hymenoptera; Braconidae. Gene Ontology annotation, cellular component: core mediator complex; mediator complex. The transcript is spliced from 3 exons.
UCUGUUCCACCGGAUUCUGUACUGUUGUCAUUUUCCUUAGAACGGGUCCGAAACGAAAUAGAUGGUACAAAUGACCCCCCCCCCAUUGUUUUUGGUGCCUCGUUGCUAGAUCUUUCGGGUUAUCUGGUUUUCUGUGCCCAGAUAAUGUGUUCUGGGCUGUUUAGACAUUUUCACUAAUUACAAUAUCCCGCAAAUGAGUGAAUUGCCAUUAUAACGAGGGGAAAACGUGAACAGAAGACAGUUGCCAUCGGUGGUGGAAUAAUAUGAGUCGUUUGGAUGAUCCACCGAGUCUGUUGAAAGGCCGAAAGCCAUCAUACAUUGCGAUGAACGGUGUACCAGAAACUGACGAUCAGCAGCGUUUGCGUUUUCAAGUGGAACUCGAAUUUGUUCAGUGUUUGGCAAAUCCUAAUUAUUUGAACUUUCUAGCCCAACGUGGUUACUUCAAGGACUCAACAUUCAUAAACUACCUCAAGUACCUCCUCUACUGGAAAGAACCCGAGUAUGCAAAGUACUUAAAAUACCCAAUGUGUCUCUACUUCCUGGAUCUCCUCCAGUACGAGCACUUCAGGCGUGAAGUAGUGAAUUCCCAGUGUACAAAAUUCAUCGACGACCAGCAGAUUCUCCUCUGGCAGCACUACACUCGUCGUAGAACGAGAUUACUCCAGCAGGCAGCUGAGCAAACGCCCCAGCACGUAAAUCCCCAGAACAAUGGAAUUGCUCAACCUAAAGUUCCCUGAUAAACAAAAACGCCAAACUCAAGUGAAUGACGCUCGCCAAGCACCCGCAUUACUUCACCUCCUGUAUCUUACUGCCCCAGAGACAAUUCUCCUUCCUCCGAACAUAUUCAUACAGUUGGAUCGAGCGGUUUAGCUGUGAUAGAUCUCAAGUAAAAUGGUUUUAUAUUUAUCACGUAAUAAAUAUUUCUCCUCAUUUUA